AGAUGUGAUAAUUCGAUCCCCGAGAGAUCGAUUUCUACCCGCAGAUUCAGGCGGGUAGUGUAGACCUAGCCUCAGAGAAGAGCUGGUACUGGACCAUUUUCUGUAGCUCUAGUCCCUUUAUUCUACAGGCUGAGCUGUGUUCAAAAGCAUUUCUGAAGCAGUUUCAGGUAAUGCAGUUUUGCCAGCCUGUUUACAACUUCUUUCCUUUAAACUAAUUAAACUGCUCAUGCCAAAGGCUGUGCCUACCCUAGACUUUUCAUUUCAACUUCCUUACUCCGGAGGAGGAAAUUUCAUUCUUUCUUAUCCAGUAGUCCUGCUCCACCAGCUGUGAUAGCCUAGAUGGCCUAGUGACUAGCUGCCAGCAUUUUAACACUAUCUAGAAGAACAAUUGGUCCUUAAAAUGUGAGUGGCUAGUCUAUACAAGUGUGUGUCUCUCUUCCCCCAUCCACACCCUCCGUAACAUUUUUAAGUAGUGUAGACAAGGCCUUGUCUAUCCAGGUGCCAAUUCAGCCCCAUUGUGCCCAGCCUAGGUGUCGGGGAGUCAUUAAUUAACUACACUGUAGGGACUAUGCUGACAGCAGAGCUGAGCGUUAAGGCUUGCCCUGGUGACCUCACAAAGGCACCCUGGGUGACCGGAUGGUUGUAAUCCCCUGGACCUCGCAGUGCUGUUUGGGGCUAGAUGAGAAGCAAGAGAUUGAGGAGAGGCUUGAGAGCAGAGGUGGCCGGGAAGCUCGGGCGUGCGGCCGCAGGGAAGCGAACUAGCUGUGCUAUGUAGUUCACUUAGUACCGUUCUCACCUGCUGCAGCGAAUCCGGCUUCCGGCCGGGGCUAGCCCUGUCCCUGGCGCUUAUAGAAACUUUCUCCGAAAUACGCCCUUGGAGGGGCUGCUAUUAAAGCGGCUCUCGGUCCCAGAGCUUCUGCUGGAGGGGGAGAGACAGCGGCUCUAGCUCCAGCCCGCCGCAAGGAUGUCGCCUCCCGUGACUCCGCCCACCAAGAAGUGCAUCUGCCAGCUGUGCUCCUGCGGGCGCCACCAUUGCCCACAUCUUCCCACCAGGAUCUAUGAGAAGAGCGAGAAGCCAUGCUUCCUGUCGGAGUACGUGGAGCAAUACCCCCUGUAUCCCUACGCCCAUCCCAGAGACUCGUUCAAGCCCAAGGCAGAAUACCAGAAGCAGCCAGUGGCUGUGGAAGGAAUGACAACUUUCAAGAGAGAUUACGUACCUCAUGAAGUGUUGCCAGUGAAAUUCAAACCACCUGAAAAGUAUGUCAAGAGUGACGAGAACAUGGAUUUAAUCUCAAUAUAUAAACAAGACUACAACCCCUAUCCUAUCUGUCGAGUUCCUCCCUGCUUGCCCCGUGAGACUAACUACACCUCCAAUGUCAAGAUGGACACAAUACCUACGUACAAAGGUGAUUAUGUGCCAUGGAAUGAAUCAAAACGAGAGAUGAUUAAACCAGACAAUAAAUACCAUCCAUCAGAAGCAAAAUUUGACUACAGAACCACUGUCCAGGAUGAUUAUGUAUAUAAGGGACCAGUCGCCACUCACAGCUGCAAACCUCUGAAUCCAGCCCACAUGACCAAGGCACCUUUGGAGGACCUGACAAAUUAUAAAUUGAAUUAUGUACCACAUCCCUUGGAGAAACGCUUUGUCCAUGAGUAUGAGAAGUAUAAACCCAGUGAAACCCCAUUUGAUGGCCUCACCACCCACAAACAAUCAUACAAGGGUCUGGCUGGCCCGCCUGCCAAGAUAGUGAAACCGUACCAGUCAAUGCCAACCCACGAUCUCCCAUUUUCCUCUUCCACAGAGUUUCGGGAAAAAUACCAAGCUUGGCCACAGCACCCCAUGUUCACCAGAAAACCUGAUGUGUAUGUGCCCCCCGUAGAGAAAAUGGACCUUCAGACAACUACUCAGACUCAUUACACAUACCCUAAGGGACAGCCAGCCAAGGCAUGUCGGCCCUUGGGCCAUGUUCAGAAAACCACUGCACCCUUUGACAGCUGCUCCACCAUGAAGGAUGAUUACAAGCCAUGGCAUGGUAAGAAAGCAAAACCCAUCAUACCUGUCUCAGAACUUACUUUGCCAGCAGAACCAAUGGAGAACCUGACCACCUUUCGGGCCCAUUACGUGCCUCACCCCCCCACUUUAACUAAGAGCUUUAAGCCGGGUUGGUCAGCUGCACGGCCUAACAUGCCACUCGAUGCAGAAACCACCUACGCCACCAGCUACACACCGAAGGAAAUUGUCAAAUGCCUUGCCUCCUACAAGGAACCCCCAGGCUAUGUGCUUCAAGAAAUCGAUGCUGUCGGUCACAAGUUCUACCGCCCUGUUUCAGAGGCUGAACGCCCAAUGAGUUCAAAGAGUAAAGAGCGAAGAAGCAGCUUUUCUGGGAAUGGACUAUACCUACCUGGCCCAAAGGAACUACCAAUGACAGCCUGA
This is a messenger RNA of Trachemys scripta elegans, 2434 nucleotides long. RefSeq names its product stabilizer of axonemal microtubules 1 (gene SAXO1). Gene Ontology annotation, molecular function: microtubule binding. Gene Ontology annotation, biological process: microtubule anchoring. The transcript has 4 exons. The record is from RefSeq and is a predicted model, not a curated record. NCBI's taxonomy places the organism in Eukaryota, Metazoa, Chordata, Testudines, Emydidae. Gene Ontology annotation, cellular component: centriole; axonemal microtubule; ciliary basal body. Bases 965 to 2434 code for a protein of 489 amino acids.